Cottoperca gobio is the source of this 1840-nucleotide messenger RNA. It is a transcript of the gene slc37a4a, whose product is annotated as solute carrier family 37 member 4a. The transcript is spliced from 10 exons. NCBI's taxonomy places the organism in Eukaryota, Metazoa, Chordata, Actinopteri, Perciformes, Bovichtidae. Gene Ontology annotation, biological process: phosphate ion transmembrane transport; glucose-6-phosphate transport. Gene Ontology annotation, molecular function: glucose 6-phosphate:phosphate antiporter activity. The coding region runs from base 551 to 1840 and encodes 429 amino acids. Gene Ontology annotation, cellular component: endoplasmic reticulum membrane. The record is from RefSeq and is a predicted model, not a curated record.
UGCCAGCUGGUCCACAUGACACGGAAACUUUACGCGCUCCUCCUAUACAGCCUGGACAUGAGAGCUGCACUAUGAAGACUAAGACUUUACUUUGCGAGAAAGUCCAACACGCAGCUUUGAAGUGGAUUAACAUUAACGAGGUGGACAUACAGAGGUAUCAAGGUCUUCUGCUGUUAAACCACAAAUCUCACACACACACACCCUUUACAUGGAGAGGAAGCCUCCCCCUGGUCUGCCGUGACUAUUGGACUCCACAGUAAAUCAUUAACACGUAAAUGUGAGGAUUCCUUCCAUACACCCCUCAGAUGGGAACAAAACAAAUGAAAGGAACACAGGUCAUUGUUCAAGUAGACGGACCCUUUUGUAUAUACACGUGCCUAAAGAAAAACAACACAUUGAUGUCACACACGGAUCGAUUUUCGUUUCCAACCGCCAAUGGCUGGCCUGAAGCACAUGGUAACAACCCAGAUCAAAUCAUCUUUGGGACAGAGAAGUUGACUAUUAACCUCACUGACUGAUUGCGAGCACUUCUCUUGACUAAAUCUCAGCCAUGGCGACUGCAGGUUAUGGAUACUACCGAGGCACUAUAUUUCUGGCCAUGUUUGUAGGCUACACACUGUACUACUUCAACAGAAAGACUUUCUCCUUUGUGAUGCCUUCUCUCAUGCAAGAUAUUGAGCUGGAUAAGGAUGACCUGGGCAUGAUCACCAGCAGCCAGUCUUUGGCCUACGCUAUCAGCAAGUUCAUCAGUGGCGUGCUUUCGGACCAGAUCAGCGCCCGCUGGCUCUUCUCUAUUGGCCUGUGCAUGGUGGGAGGCAUCAACGUGGUCUUCUCCUGGUCCUCCACUGUCACCGUCUUCUCUGCCCUGUGGUUCCUCAACGGCCUGGGUCAGGGUCUCGGUUGGCCUCCCUGCGGCAGGGUGCUGCGCAAGUGGUUUGAGCCCUCUCAGUUCGGGACAUGGUGGGCGAUUCUCUCCUGCAGCAUGAAUCUGGCCGGCAGCCUGGGCCCCAUUAUCGCCUCAGUGCUGACCCAGAGCUACAGUUGGAGGACGAUACUCUCCGUAUCUGGAAUGAUUUGUGUCGUGGCCUCCUUUUUCUGUCUGCUGUUCAUCAAGAAUGAGCCCAAGGAUGUGGGGCUGCCCAACAUAGAGGCAGCAGCCAAGAAGAGCAAAGGAGGAUCCUCCAGUGAUGAAAGCACCCUGUACGAGUUCCUGCUGUCCCCCUACCUGUGGCUGCUCUCUGUGUCCUACCUGGUGGUGUUCGGGGUGAAGACGGCCUGCACUGACUGGGGCCAGCUGUUUCUCAUUGAGGACAAGGGCCAGUCUACACUUAUGGGUAGCUCAUACAUGAGUGCACUGGAGGUUGGGGGCCUGAUGGGAAGUCUGGCAGCAGGUUUCCUCACGGACAAGGCUGUGGCCAAACAAGGCAAGCAAAUCUAUGGCAACCCUCGCCAUUUCAUCCUGAUCUGCAUGAUGGCUGGAAUGUCUGUGUCCAUGUACCUGUUCAGAGUCACAGUUACUCCCGACAGCUCCAAGGUGUGGAUACUCAUCUUGGGUGCUGCAUUUGGGUUCUCCUCUUAUGGACCAAUAGCGUUAUUUGGAGUUAUAGCCAAUGAGAGUGCCCCAUCCAACUACUGCGGGACAUCACAUGCCAUAGUAGCCCUGAUGGCUAACAUCGGGGGCUUCCUGUCCGGACUACCAUUCAGCACCAUCGCCAAACACCACGGCUGGGAAACGGCCUUCUGGGUAGCAGAGGUCACCUGUGGCAUCACCGCAGUCGGAUUCUUCCUGCUGCGCAACAUCCGAACCAAAAUGGGAAACACGUCCAAGAAGGCAGACUAA